Molecule: messenger RNA, 792 nt
Organism: Phaeodactylum tricornutum CCAP 1055/1
Lineage: Eukaryota; Bacillariophyta; Bacillariophyceae; Surirellales; Neidiaceae
Exons: 3
Coding region: 49-591 (180 amino acids)
Source: RefSeq, a predicted model, not a curated record
CUUGACGGAGGCGUCCACUUCGACCUUGCCCUUCGGAAACCCAGCAUAAUGUUGACUACCCUCACUCGUCGGGUAGCUUCCCUGUCGGUCCAGCGCACAGAAAGAGUACGGGAGGAUACGUCGAUAUUGGAAGACGGACAGACUCUUUAUCGGCUUUCGUGCCGGCUCCCGCAUGUCCCCGAACAAGACCGAGUCUCUGUUUUCCUGCUGUACUUUUCAUUCCCUGCCGCUCGUGCCUUUUCGGCCAAGCCCGACUUGAGCCCCGGUGAGAAUGUGAUCGUUCCUUUGAUUGCCAACUCGUUGGAAUUCUGCCUUUCGAGUCCUCCGCCGCUCCAUCAGUUCAAUGAAGCACCGCUUGUAGUUGAAACGGAGCAUCUGGAGCUAUUCCCUGGGAAAGAAGCGGAGGAAGUAUUGGCGAUGCAGGGACACGAAGUUACCGACAUUAUUGGAAAGGAAAAAUGGGUCAAGAACGAUCCCGAGAAGUACGAGGGCUUGAUUCCGCAGAACGAGGAGUGGACUGAGUUUGUCGAUGAGAAGACGGGCGAAUGGGUCUAUCUUGACGAAUAUGGCAAUCGUGUGGACAAAGCCUGAUUCGUUCUGAGACUUCGGGAAGGGCGAGUUUGUGCUUAGAUAUCUUUUACAGUUAAAGUACUCUUACUUGUUCAAGGUAGAAUAUGAGACAACUUUCUAGUGUAAGUUGGAGAACAUAAAGAAUCACAAUUUUUUAAUAGCUUACAGUGAUCAAUAUAACUGAGUCACUCCCAAGAAAAUAAUGAUAGCCCUUGAUGUUUU